AAGUGGGGGAGUUUCCUUUUUUCACUUCGCUGACGUCGCAGGUCUCAUACGUGCCGGAGUGAACGUGAUAGAACCGUACUAAGGACAAGGUGGUAGAGGGAGCGACCAGGAUAGCAUACAGACCGUUCUGAGCUCAGCGAUCAGAGCAUCCCUAAGAUCUAAACUUAGAGGACCAUGGGAGGUGUGGUGGUGGACGAGGGACCUGGGGGGGUGAAGGCACCAGACGGGGGGUGGGGCUGGGCUGUGCUGUCCGGCUGUUUCGUCAUCACUGGGUUCUCCUACGCCUUCCCCAAGGCUGUCAGCGUGUUCUUCAAGGAACUGAUCAGAGAGUUCGAAGUGGGGUAUAGCGACACAGCAUGGAUCUCAUCUAUACUGCUGGCUAUGCUCUACGGCACAGGUCCUCUGUGCAGUGUGUUGGUGAAUCGUUACGGGUGUCGUCCAGUGAUGAUGGUGGGGGGACUUUUUGCCUCUCUGGGGAUGAUUCUGUCUUCCUUCUCCACCAGCAUCAUCCACAUCUACCUGUCUACUGGAGUCAUUACAGGUCUGGGCCUGGCGUUGAACUUCCAGCCAUCUCUGAUCAUGCUGAAUCGCUACUUCAGUGAGAAGAGGCCCCUGGCUAACGGCCUGGCUGCUGCUGGGAGCCCUGUGGCCCUCUGCUGCUUAUCACCUCUGGGACAGCUGUUGCAGUACCAGUACGGUUGGAGAGGAGGCUUCCUCAUCCUGGGGGGGCUACUGCUCAACUGCUGCGCUUGUGCAGCCCUCAUGAGGCCCCUAGUGGCCCCUCCUAAAAGCACCCAGCUGGAACUGGAAGAUGUAGAGAAGGAGGGAAAAGAGUUGGAGGUAGAGAAGACCCCGUCCAAACGCAAACCGCUCCUGGACUUCAGUGUGUUUAAGGAUAGGGGUUUCCUGAUCUACACCAUAGCUGCGUCUAUUAUGGUUCUGGGUCUGUUUGUGCCGCCGGUGUUCGUGGUGAGCUAUGCCAAAGAGCUGGGCAACGAAGACACUAAGUCGGCCCUCCUCCUAACCAUCCUAGGCUUCAUAGAUAUCUUCGCCCGGCCCACCUGUGGCAUCAUCGCUGGGCUGAAGUGGGUCAGGCCCAGAGUUGUUUACCUGUUCAGCUUCGCCAUGAUCUUCAACGGAUGCACUGACCUGGUGGGAUCUCAGGCGAAGGACUACCCGUCUCUGGUGGUGUUCUGUGUGUUCUUCGGGAUCUCCUACGGCAUGGUCGGGGCGCUACAGUUUGAGGUUCUCAUGGCGAUCGUUGGCACGGAGAAAUUCUCCAGCGCUAUAGGACUGGUGUUGCUCAUGGAAGCUAUUGCUGUGCUGGUGGGACCACCUGGAGCAGGUCGACUGCUGGACGCCACUAAGAACUACAUGUACGUGUUCCUGCUGGCAGGAAUUGAGGUGGUUCUCGCUGCCGUGGUCCUCGCCACGUGUAACUUCCUGUUCAUCAGGAAGAAGCCCUCGGAACCUGCCGCGGAACUGGAGAACGGAACGGUUUCCGCGGAAAUGGAGCUUCUCAACAAGCCUGUUGCCGCUGAGGAAGAGGAGGAGGAGGAAGUAGAGAAGGGGGAGAAAGAGGUGAAGGAGAUGAAGGAGGAGAAGGAGAAAGAGGAGGUGAAGGAGAUGAAGGAGAAAGAGAAAGAGGAGGUGAAGGAGAUGAAGGAGAAAGAGGAGGUGAAGGAGAUGAAGGAGAAAGAGGAGAAAGAGAAAGAGGAGGUGAAGGAGAUGGAGGAAGCGGUUGAGAAAGCGAAGGAGGACGAGGAGGACAGUGAGAAAAAGAAGGUGGAAGAGAAAGAGGAGGAGAUCAGGCCUGAGAGUGUAAUGGGGGUCUCAGAAGAAGUGGAGCGCUUCCUUAAAGAACCAGAAGAACAAAAUGGCGCCGUGCUCUCCAGUUCUGAGACACGUCUGUAGGAGGAAGAGAACCUGGUACAGGACAAACUACAGACUUUACACUUAAACAAUGUCAAGGGCACUUUAAAGGUCACUAAGAAAUGUACUCCACAGUGUACUUUGUGAACUUUGAAGGGCACUAAAACGUGUACUUAGAAGUGGGCCAAGAAAGUGCUUAGAGAAGCAUACUGGGGAAGACAGAGCUAGUCCUAGCAGUAUCCUCCUGUAUGUAGUUGAGGUGUUGUUGUGUUGUUAUGUUGUGUAGCUGUUCUCUGUGGGGCUGUGUGCCAUAUCAACAACAAUAACACACACACACACACAAUCAUAAAGUGAAAGUGAUAAAUGUCAAGUGAAUAACCGUGUGAAUAGUGUUGUACACUGCCAUGUGAAUUGUGAAGCUACCAGUGUGUAGUGCUGCAGGGCGAUAUGGUAUACACCAUGUUGUUGUCUGUAAUAAUAUGGAAUAAAUACCAUCCUUCCUACCACUGUUACUCUGGAGCACAACAUUAGAAGUGUUCCGGAACUUUAACCAAACCCAGUGUGGAACAUUCCGCUGUCAUUCAACAUUCCGUUGAGUGGCAGAAUGAGGAAUGAAUGGAUACCUGGGUAUUGUCAGAUGCAUAUCAUUUCACUCAGAGCUUUGGCACAGACGUUUAAAGGUAUAGUGAUGUUGAACGGUUGAAUUUCACUCUGUAACCUUUACCAGGGCCCAUAGGGCUCCCAUAGGGCUCUGGUCAAAACUAGGGCACUAUAUAGGGAAUAGGGUUCCAUUUGGAACAGACAUUAUUAGGUCUGGCAGAACUGGCAGAAACCAGUCCAGAGAAACCAAUGACCUCCCAUGCAGAUCUAAAACACAGAACUUAAAAAAUGUAUUGAUACUUUUAUUAUGUCAGUAUUUGUUAAGGAAGGCUAAUAGCCUCUCCAUUUCAUGAUAAGUUAUAUUUAUGUACUUCCUUGUUCACUGCGUGUGUUCUGUUUUCUAAAGAUAACUUGCAGUGAGACUCUGUGCUACAUGUUAACUGAUAAAGACCAUGUUACGUA
Messenger RNA from Salmo salar (Atlantic salmon), 2934 nucleotides. RefSeq names its product monocarboxylate transporter 4. Gene Ontology annotation, cellular component: basolateral plasma membrane. Gene Ontology annotation, molecular function: lactate:proton symporter activity. Gene Ontology annotation, biological process: monocarboxylic acid transport; transmembrane transport. Lineage: Eukaryota; Metazoa; Chordata; Actinopteri; Salmoniformes; Salmonidae. The record is from RefSeq and is a predicted model, not a curated record.